Exophiala bonariae is the source of this 1074-nucleotide messenger RNA. RefSeq lists its product as uncharacterized. The record is from RefSeq and is a predicted model, not a curated record. The coding region runs from base 1 to 1074 and encodes 357 amino acids. NCBI's taxonomy places the organism in Eukaryota, Fungi, Ascomycota, Eurotiomycetes, Chaetothyriales, Herpotrichiellaceae. The transcript has 2 exons.
AUGAGCGUCGCACUGGCAUCUCAAGUCAUCGGGUUCAUCUCGUUUUUCAUCACGCUGAUGACAUUACUUGGCGUCUAUCGCGAUCUAAUAUCCACGCUACGCACCGCACCGAGUAGCAUCCCCGUAGCACUGGGCAAUCUGCGGCAAGAGAUCGAAGCGGAGCGUCUCUUCCUGCAAUACCGCCUGCAGCAAGAGGCGGACCCGUACUCAGUGUUUCCGAGAUCGCGACGGAAACAUCGACGGCGGAAGCGACGUGAGGUUGCGCAGCUGCUCAGCCUGACCAUCAGUGAUCUGUGGAUGGAGUUCAAGAACCUCGAGCGUCCGUUCUUGAUUCGUCAUCCACGGCGCGCGGAGGAGGUGCAGCGCGGGGAUUUUUGGGGGGAGAGUGAUCUUGAUGAUCAUGAUGAUGAUGAGAGAUCUCGUGCGAAAAGAGGUCGUGAUCGUGACGUGGAGAAACCGCCGCUGAAUGUUGACGAGAAGAAGAUCAAUAAUCGUAUGGGCAUGGCGGAGGCGGGAUUGUCGUCAGAUCAGACAAGGUAUUACAAUACUGAUUUGGUGCAUCGGUUUAUCUGGUGGCAGAGUAAGGGCUCCGUGGAGAAUAUGCUACAGCAGGUGCAGAGGAUCCAGAUACGGAGGAUUGAGAGGGAUGCGUUCGAGACGGAUGAGCUUGUUAAGCGGUGUUUGAAGGUCUUGAGUACGAGAGGGGGGGGAAGGAGUGGAAGUCGCGGUGGUGGUGGUAGCAGCGGAUCAGGGAGCGACGGGAGGGGUGGUAGUGAUGGCAAUGGCGUCCGCCGGCGUAGUGUGCAAUCCAAGAAUGGAAGUGUGCGCGUGCAGUCUCGACGUCGCAGUAAUGCUAGAAGCCAGUUUCGAGAUGUGUCUGAGAGAAGACAUGUCGUCAGAGCAGCUCGGCGAGAAAAUGGUACCGCUGUGGGGGAUACUGAAGCAAGUAAUACUGUCCGGCCGAGAGAGCGAACUCCAGGUCCACGAUAUGAAUAUGAGGUGGUGCAACCAGGCAGGAUAUCUAUUGAUACUGAGGAUAGAUGGGAACGACGGUAUCGCGGUCGAGAACAAUAG